AUGAACAAGCAAAUUAGGAGGUUCAUAAUAGACGAAGGGACUGCAUACGAGCAAGUUGUAGAAUGCACUGAGAGGGGGUUCCCCGUCUUCAAUGGUAUUAGAAGAAAGAAACCUAGAAAAGAAUUAUCCAUGAAGAGUAUUAGCAGGCCCAUACCAAAACCAAUUAUAGAACUCCCAUUACCUAUAAUAGAUAAUUCUCUACUUCCUAAGAAGGUUGACGACCCUACAGAUAAAACAGAUUUUAUGAAUUUGUUAUCAUCCCAGUUACAUAGUGGAAAACUCUAUGACCCACUAGAAUUUACCUUAAUGAUUAAAGAUUCGUGGGCUUAUAACCUUAGUCCACCCGAGCUGAUAAACACGAAGUCAUCUCCGCCAAUACCAACAAUUGUUAUGCCAGUACCCAUAUAA
Molecule: messenger RNA, 408 nt
Organism: Trichomonas vaginalis G3
Lineage: Eukaryota; Parabasalia; Trichomonadida; Trichomonadidae
Exons: 1
Coding region: 1-408 (135 amino acids)
Source: RefSeq, a predicted model, not a curated record